UUAAGAGCUGCGCCUCUCAGGCUAUAAAUCCCGUCCCCCGCUCCUUCUCGUCAACAUUGCCAAGCGACGAAGAGAAGAGGAGUUUCAGAAACAGAAAGCAGGUGAAAUAUGGCUCGUACCAAGCAGACCGCUCGUAAGUCUACCGGAGGAAAGGCGCCCAGGAAGCAGCUGGCCACCAAAGCUGCCAGGAAAAGCGCGCCAUCUACCGGUGGAGUGAAGAAGCCGCACAGAUACAGGCCUGGUACAGUUGCUCUGAGAGAAAUCCGUCGUUACCAGAAAUCCACUGAGCUGCUCAUCAGGAAACUGCCCUUUCAGCGUCUUGUCAGAGAAAUCGCACAGGAUUUCAAGACAGAUCUGCGUUUCCAGAGUGCAGCCAUCGGGGCCCUUCAGGAAGCCAGUGAGGCAUACUUGGUCGGACUCUUUGAGGACACCAACCUGUGUGCCAUCCACGCAAAGAGGGUCACCAUCAUGCCAAAGGACAUCCAGCUGGCCAGGCGAAUUAGAGGAGAGCGUGCAUAAAUGUUGUGAUUUUAUCUUUUUAAUGGGGGGUGGGUGGUGGGUCUGACUGGGGUUUGUUUUUGUAAAUCUUGGAACUAUUACCAGCAUGUGUACCACCAUAUUUGUUUGUAGUUUCAGGCAUGUUUGUUCAUUUGUCAUUUCCCUUUCAUUCUUGACUAUCCUUGACUGUCCCAUUCACUGUAGAUUAGAGCUUCAUACAUGUAAAUGCUGAAAGAAGUAUUCCACUGCCUUCCUCAGGUUUGCAAGUUUAUUUUAGACUCUCUUCUCCUGUGUGUGCAUGUCAUAGGAUUUCUCGUGCUGUAAAUAAACUUUCCGCUACCUCAAA
This is a messenger RNA of Cheilinus undulatus (humphead wrasse), 844 nucleotides long. RefSeq names its product H3 histone, family 3D (gene h3f3d). Bases 109 to 519 code for a protein of 136 amino acids. The record is from RefSeq and is a predicted model, not a curated record. The transcript has 4 exons. Lineage: Eukaryota; Metazoa; Chordata; Actinopteri; Labriformes; Labridae. Gene Ontology annotation, cellular component: nucleosome. Gene Ontology annotation, molecular function: DNA binding; structural constituent of chromatin; protein heterodimerization activity.